Messenger RNA from Dreissena polymorpha, 739 nucleotides. RefSeq lists its product as uncharacterized. NCBI's taxonomy places the organism in Eukaryota, Metazoa, Mollusca, Bivalvia, Myida, Dreissenidae. The coding region runs from base 33 to 356 and encodes 107 amino acids. The transcript is spliced from 2 exons. The record is from RefSeq and is a predicted model, not a curated record.
CACAUAAGUAUGACCAAAUACGGGUUCUGACUAUGCCUCUUCUCGAGGGUUUCGUUAUUCUAGACGCGGUCAGUGCAGGCAUCGGAUCGUGUCCCGUCAACUCGAUAAACGGAGCCUUUGUCAUAGAGAAAUCCACUCCUCCAGACGCAGUCAGUGCAGGCAUCGGAUCAAGGCCGGUCAGCUCGAUAAACGGAACCUUGAACAAAGAUGCCUUGCCCGAGAUGAGCGUUGAAGAGUUAGACAACCCGGCGCUCAAGCCCGUGCAUCGCACCAACCUGGCGCCACUUCCUAACCUUCCUAAUCUGAACACGAACAGAAUUCGGCCCAUGAUUCCGCCGAUUAAUAAUCAUGUUUGAUGACUUAACAACAGGUUAAGCCGCGCUUUGGGAAAACGUGGCUUACUGCAUGUGUGUACAUUGUAGUCCCAUAUAUAUAUAUAUCCCGAUUAGUUCGCUAAUCUGGGACGACACUUUACGCACAUGCAUCAAGCCCAGUUUUCCCAGUCUGAUUGUCUGGAUUGCUGUGUUAUUGAUAUUACCUCUUUAAUUUUAACUUUUGGUACAUAAUAAAUAGAAUUUUAUUUUAACAUGUGGGAAUAUGAAUUUUGGCUUUAGAGCGAAGCGGGAAAAUACUACUUAGACACGCUUCUCAUAGAUAUUCUGUACGGAUACAAGUUCACGGUGCAAAUUAAAGGUAAUGAGAGAUAAUACAAUACUGCAUUCGUCUUUAAAGAAAUUCG